GCGUCUCCUGAAAAGGAAGGAAUCCAUUAGCACGAAAGACAGAGCUCUUUUGAAAACUUUUUGAUCAGUGGUAGGCAUUGCCUCUCAGCCAGCGAAUAUGCAUCUUCAAGCAUCAUCUGUGUGGGCAAUAUGCAAACCAUCUCCUCUCUCUCCCCUGAAGACAGGAUUGCAGUCAAGUAGGCUAUAACCUCUUCCAUUUCGACAUUUCUAACUGAGCUACAACAUGUUAAACCACAAGGAAAUGUUUUGAAAAGACAAAGGAGAGCACUGUGCUGUAAAAUGUUGCUGCGCCAUAACUGGGUGAGGCUCGUUCACUCGGGGAGAGAGCAGGUUUUUUUUCUUUCCCGAGGACGUUUCUCGGUGAUUCAACAGGAAGUCUUUACACCGACCGACACAGGGGCGAUUUUACUCGAAAGGGCGUAUGUUUGACAUGAAGACAAAAAGGAAGAAAAGCAGUCGACAGUGCGUGUAAAGAAGCAAACGUUAAUAAUAAAGUGGCGUAUUCAGGCUGACUCGCCCUGGCAACGGCAGUAAUCCGAGAGCUCUGGACGUUUGCCACGAGAGCUCGAGCGCGCUGCUCCCUUGCUGCGCCCCCACACACUGCCAUAUAAGGUCAUCAGGAAUCCUCUGCAGCAGCCCUGUUGUGCUGUAUCUGGGUGAAAAUAACACCGGGGGUGCCUUUGGCUUCCGCUCGUGCACUCUCUGGCUCGAGACAAAGACCGGCAGAUCACCAACAUCGAGUGUGUGAAGUGUGCAGAUAGGCCUAAUACAAAAAAUAUUUUAUUCGGUAAAGGAGUUGAAAAUACAGGAGGGGGAUUAUUCGAGCUCUUGUAAUGGGUCCUCAGGUGCGCCAUCGUUAAACCCUUUUUUUGUGUGUGUGUGUGUGUGUGUGUGUGUGUGUGUGUGUGUGUGUGUGUGUGUGUGUGUGUGUGUGUGUCAGAGGCCUGUUUUUCUUGUUAUCCACUCCUAGAUCCGGCUGCCAAGUGCGCAGGUUCCUCCAUUGGCAGGUCACGAGGCUGUUGACCGCAUUAAUCUCUCCCUGCUUGCUAGACCCCCACCCCCUCCCAGUGCAAUGGAGACACAGUUGUGAAGGUUUUUUAUGUGUGUAACAAAGGUGAACAUUUUUCGUUCAAAUUCGGCAAUGACUUUAUUUAUAAGCCUUUGUUUAAAAAAAAAAAAAAAAAAAAAAAAAACACCCUCCCCGGUGGGUUGCGCCAUUCAGCUUUGCGCGCCGCUGACAGACUGGAAUAUUCCACACAGAGGAUUGGCCUCUUUUCUGCUGGACAGCUGUCUCUCUGCAAGGCGAAAGACUAUUUUUGACAAUUGCUCUUUGUUUAUUAAUUGAUGAAAAUGGGCUGUACACGUAUGGAUGUUUUGUACAGGUAUAGGAUAUUUUACUAUCCUUUUUAUAGGCUACGUUAUGCACAUGUUAGGCUGCCAGUUUCACCUUGUAAGUCAAACAAGCACUCAUUUUUAUUUUUAUGCAGGCAUUUUUCAUAGCUAUGCAACACGAUAUCGUACUGUAGAAGCAUAUGGGGCACAUGAGAACGGUGUAUGGCUAUUUCUGUGGAGUCAACCAGUCAGACUCAUGUAUGCCCUCUCUUUCUGUCUUUCUUUUUAUGUUCAGCCUUUGAUUCUGACGGAUUUUUCUUGAAUCAAAUCAGACUUCAUCGGCGCAUUGUGUGUGUGUUUUUUUUUUUUUGACUACUUAUGGGUAAACUCGCUUAUACAAGGAUUUUUCUUGCAGAUUGGUGGUACUGUACUUAUUUUACUUAAAACAAUGACUUUUCUUUCUAGCUCUAAUUUGCAUGUCUAUGAGUUUGGUUGGUUUGUGAUUCAGUGUCUUUUUACUUGGCAAUAUUAUCACAUGUCUGUUUCUGAGAUGUUUAAAUAAAUAGACUAUACACUAAUUUUUAAUGUUUUUUUUGUUGUGGAAACUUUUGAUGGACUUGCAAUUUCUAACUUUAAAAGAUUUUUAAGCUCAUAAUUAAAAUAGUAUUUUAGGCUGUCAUGACAUAUCACAUACUACACUAAAAUACACAGUGAACAUAAUUCAUGUUGCUGGAUAACAUGGCUGUGUGGGAGCAAUUUGCAGUUUUGUUGUCAAAUUGCCUUUAAUCAGUUCUACACCAAUCAGCUGAUCUUUAGCCUGUGUGCUGUAUAUCACUAUAUUGCUUCAUUAAGUUAUUGCAGUAAAUAUGUGUGAAUUUAGGGUUUUUUCUUAAAAUAGGCAAAGUAAAGGGCAGUGUCAGCUUAUCUUCUUAAAGGGACAGCUUGCUCAAAUUGCCAGCACUCCUGCCCACUAACUGGAUAUUUUUCUACCACUGACCGCUGAAAUUUAACCUUUAAAUUUGACUUUGUGUCCUACCAUAGUUUGAGUUCAAUUGCCUUUAUGUCAGAGAAAAUAUUCCAGACCAGAGACUAAGUGAAUAUGAGUAUUUUCAAAUACAAUAUUUGUAUCUAUUCUGGCUCAUUCUCUAUGACCUGCUUUCUCCUGACACCCACUGCAGCCUAACUACAUCAGAUUUCUGUAAUUAUUAAUCAUCGACAUGGCUGAAACAUAUCCCCAAACCUAUAUAUAAUUUUAUUACAUAUGAUUUAAUGUCCAUGAAAAUUCAUCCAGGUCAUUUGAUAUCCAGUAGUAACUCAAAGGCAAUUGUCCAAUUGCUUUUAAUCAUGACUAGACAAACUACAUCUGGCUGACCAUCUGAGAAGUUAUUUCUCAUGCCCUAAAACAGCCAGUCUGCCUCAGCCUCCUCCUUUUUUUUAAAUUAAAAAAAAAAAAAAAGCACAUAAAAUGUUUCCACCUUAUAAUAAGGUAACAUACUGUACCUCCAAAUGUUUUCUCCAAAACAAUCACUUUUAUUUUGCUCAUGUAAUUAGUUAGUUGCUGCCUAAGAUGUCCGUACAUUGCACCCUGGGACAAGAGAGAGGAUAGUUUGUCUUGACGCCCAAUCUGUGAUGUCACUGCUGUGUACAGCCAUACAGACUGAACAGAGACAUAUGACGGACAUCUUGCGGCGUAAAUACCCCAGGGGAGUCAUAAUGAUCACAUUAAAAAGGGAAAAUACAGGAAUAAACACCGGAUCACUAUUUCUACCAAAUACAUGUAUGUAGAGCAUUAUUAGAUUCAGCAUAUAGACUAGUUGCAAGAUAGCUUAAGGUUUAUUUAAAGGCUAAAGACUUAUAUACAAUCAAUUAAAAUUUCUGAUCCACAUACAUUUUGGUUUCUCAUAAAUUGAGUGUUUCAGUCAAUCAUCAUGAACAUGGAAUCCCACAUAUAUUACAAUGACAUAAUGAAUUACCAUUAAAGGAAUAUUCCACAUUGAUUCAAAACAUCCUCGCCUGAUAAUGAAAAGUGUGGGUGGCCCAAAAUGAAAUGCAGUCAGCUGGUUUAUUAUGUUACAGUUUGUUUCAUCUAAGAAGAGGGAGUGGUCUUUUAACCGAACAGGUUUCUGAGAAAGCAAGUUCACAAAAGUUAAAAAGUUAUGACGCAGUUGCAAGAUUAGAUACACAUACUGGGCACACAUCCAGCCCAUUCACCACCCAUCAGAGCAACUCCAGGCGACAAGAAUCUAAAACAUUUAUAGUGUCAUUUCACAUACACACUUCUGUUUAUGGAGGCAGUGCCUCAGAUGGAACUCCCACCCAUAAAAUGAAACUUGCCUGUUUCAUAGAGGAAGUAGGAGCAGCCAGACUCAUCUACCCCACAUGUGCAACUCAGCUGCAGCUCUCUUCUUACCCAGAGAUGCUUUCAGUGAGCAGACUGAUAAUAGGACAGGAGAGAAGUGUAGGGGGUCAAUUGGAAACAGCUUCGAUGUGACAGGAACAGGAAGUGGUGAACAUAGCAAGCUACCUGGUGAAACAUGAGGCUCGUCUGUUCCUCUCUCUUGACACUGCCUGUAAAUCAUCUCAGCCUUUCCAAAUAUAGAUCCAUCAGACUUUGCCAUGUAUUUAACUUAAAUCUGGAGGGAGUUUCUUCAGCCCCGUCCUGCCUGGCACUUGUUUGAUUGUUGGGUGUCGAAAUGACACAAAACGGUGCUGCGACCGGUAAGGGUACCACAAAAAAAGGAGAUGAACUAAAAAUUGUGAUAGUUGGAGAUGGAGGCUGCGGGAAAACAUCACUUCUGAUGGUUUAUGCGAAAGGUGACUUUCCAGAGAAAUAUGCGCCAUCAGUGUUCGAAAAAUAUGUCACCACUAUCUCUCUUGGAGGAAAAGAGAUAAAGCUCAAUCUGUAUGACACAGCUGGACAGGACGACUAUGACCGACUUCGGCCGCUUUCAUACCAAGAAGCCAAUCUGAUUUUAGUCUGCUUUGACGUGACUAACCCCACCAGCUUUGAGAAUGUCCUGAUAAAGUGGUACCCAGAGGUGAAGCACUUCUGUCGGGACACUCCGGUCAUCCUCAUUGGCUGCAAGACAGACCUCAGGAAGGAUAAAGAGUGUGCAAGGAAGCUCAAGGCCAUGAAUCAGGCUCCCAUCACUUACACACAGGGCGAAGAGACCCGUCAGCAGAUGAAUGCAGAGCUCUACCUCGAGUGUUCGGCAAAGUAUCAGGAGAAUGUGGAAGACGUUUUCAGAGAGGCCACCAAAAGAACUUUGGCCUUCAAUCGCAAACAAAGGAACUAUAAGAGGAAGAAGAAAUGUGUGGUUUUGUGAAGUCAAAAGGACAGAGGCUUUGAGGACUCCACCCCGAACAGCAGUUUGCUUCAGAAAGUUCUCAUCAGUCCCUGUAAGUUUGGGGCCCAACUGAAUCACCAGUGCAUCUCCCUCCACAGUCACAAGAAAAUGACAAAUGAUGUUAAAAGGAAAGACAAUUUUGCAAGAAGCCACAGCAGUGUGGAGAUUUUCUGAAGUGGUAUGCAACUUGAAAUGCCUUCUGUCAACGUAUUUUUGUACUUUUGUAUGAGAAGUCAUUUUUAUAUAUAUAUAUAUAUAUUUUUUCCUGAUGGAAGGUUUUGUACUGUUUCCAAACCAGUGUAUUUUAAUCAAAACAUAUCUAUUGGAGGAAUUUGCACAGUGAGUUCUUGUAUUGUCAACUUGGAUUUUUUUUUUUUUUUUAUCCAAGAGGUUUUCGUAAAAAAACAAA
Micropterus salmoides (largemouth bass) is the source of this 5088-nucleotide messenger RNA. It is a transcript of the gene rhof, whose product is annotated as ras homolog family member F. Lineage: Eukaryota; Metazoa; Chordata; Actinopteri; Centrarchiformes; Centrarchidae. The transcript has 6 exons. The coding region runs from base 4026 to 4658 and encodes 210 amino acids. The record is from RefSeq and is a predicted model, not a curated record. Gene Ontology annotation, molecular function: GTPase activity; GTP binding. Gene Ontology annotation, biological process: cell migration; small GTPase-mediated signal transduction.